UAGGGAGCAGCGCUGAUCCAGUCAUCUGCGCUCCUGGGAAGAGCCCGGAACCGAGCGACGCGACUCGUUUUGUUUUCUGACAAAGAUUUGUAAACGUUUGAGAUGUUUCUGUAGAAGCUCUCUUAGUUGUUUAGUUUUUACUUUUGUUGUUUGUUUUGGAUUUGUGUACUUUGGAGAUGAGUGCGUCAGUGAACGGAGUGGAACCCAAACCCGCACCAAAUCUGAACGGACCGGGUUCUGUUCCUCCGAGCCCCACCGAUGUCAAUACACCCGAGCCGGUGCUACCGGACGAGGAGCCGCAGUCCGCGGUGACGGACACCACGCAGAUGGGAAUCAAGUUCGCCAAGACAUUCCUGUUGAUUUUACCCAUAUACGUGCUGGGAUAUCUGGAGUUCAGCUUCAGCUGGGUCCUCAUCGUCCUGGCCGCGCUGUUCUGGCUCAGACGGAACCAGGGCAGCAGAUUCGCUCCGGUGAACCGGGCGCUGGCGUUUCUGGAGCAAGAGGAGCGAGCGGUGCGUCAGAGCGUCCGGAGCUCAGAGCUGCCGCCGUGGGUUCAUUUUCCAGAUGUGGAGAGAGUGGAGUGGCUUAACAAGACUGUACAUCAGAUGUGGCCAUAUAUUUGUCAGUUUGUAGAUAAAAUCUUCAGAGAGACCAUUGAACCGGCAGUGCAGGGAGCCAAUGCGCACCUUAGUACUUUUUUUCCUCCUCUCAGGGUGGAUGGAGUGAAAGUUUAUACAGAGAAUGUAGAUAAACGACAGAUUAUUAUGGAUCUACAGAUCAGUUUUGUCGGAAACACUGAAAUUGAUGUGGAUAUUAAGAAAUACUAUUGCCGUGCAGGAAUCAAGAGCAUACAGCUUAAUGGUGUGUUGAGGGUCAUCAUGGAGCCAUUGCUAGGAGAUAUGCCACUGAUUGGUGCACUGUCUGUGUUCUUCCUCAACAAACCUUUGCUGGAUAUAAACUGGACAGGUCUUACAAAUAUGCUGGACAUCCCUGGAAUAAAUGGUCUGUGUGACAGCACUAUUCAGGAUAUCAUAUACAGUUUUCUCGUGCUGCCAAACAAAAUCACUAUUCCACUUGUAAAUGAUGCACAGAUUUCCAGACUCCGCUUCCCCAUGCCAAAGGGUAUUCUGCGGAUUCACUUUCUGGAGGCACAGGACCUGGUAGGGAAGGACAAGUUUCUGGGUGGUCUGAUAAAAGGAAAGUCAGACCCAUAUGGUGUCAUUAAGCUGGGUAAUCAGCUCUUCAGAUCCAAAAUCAUCAAAGAGACAGUUAAUCCUAAAUGGAACGAAGUUUAUGAGGCAUAUGUGUACGAUCACCCAGGACAGAAUGUGGAGAUAGAGCUUUAUGAUGAGGACCAUGAUAAGGAUGAUUAUUUGGGAAGCCUUACCAUCAACAUAGAUGAACUAGAGAAGGAACAGAAAGUAGAUGAGUGGUUUGUACUUGAUGAUGUUGCUACAGGAAAGCUUCACCUGAAGAUUGAAUGGCUUUCUCUUCUCCCUACACCUGAUAAACUCGAUGAGGUUUUAAGCAGCAUUAAAGCAGAUAAAGGGCAGGCCAAUGAUGGACUGUCAUCAGCAUUACUGUUGGUGCAUCUGGACUCAGCCAAAAAUCUGCCAAGUGUUUUUGAGGGGCACGUGGGCAGUGGGUGUCUGAGAGAGCGCCGCUCUGCCGGGCUGGUGUUCUGUGAGGACACUUCUGCCCUCUACAGGACAAUGUUUCGCAAUCCUUUAGAAUUCAACAAUGCAGGUCUGAAGAAGGGUACAGUCAAUAAAGCGAUAAAGUCUGGUAAAAAGGUCACCAGUGUGCCCAGUCCAUUCGUCCAGUUUACUGUGGGACACAAAUCCUUUGAGAGCAAGACAAGAUAUAAAACCAACGAGCCGCUUUGGGAGGAGGCCUUCACAUUCCUGAUCCACAAUCCAAAGUGUCAAGAACUUGAAGUGGAGGUAAAGGAUGAGAAGCACGAGUGUUCCCUCGGGACGUUUUCUCUUCCUCUGUCAAAGCUGCUGCAGGAGGAUCAGAUGACUAUCAGUCAGCGAUUCCCACUCAGGAACUCAGGACCCGGCUCUACGCUUAAGAUGAAGAUGGCACUUAGGAUUCUCUCUAUGGAUAAGUUGGCAGUAUCAGAUCAGCCGUCCUCAGUUCAGAUCCGCCGCCCCAGCGAGACCCCCAACCCCUCUCCUCAGCGGCCCAAUGUUUCAGAGCCCAUCCCAGCAUCCAAAACCCAGCAGCCGACCCCAGCACCCAGAACCCAACCCUCCCCGCGGGUGGAGCCCCUAAUAGACAGCAGGCCGUUAGAGGACUCACCUACCCGUCUGGCUAAAUCGGGGCGGAGCACGUCUAACCUGGCCAUCUCUGGCUCUGAGCUACACCUAAACAGCAAAGAGCCGACACCCAGCAUAGCAUCUGACAUCUCUAACCCCAGCACCACCCAGGAGCUCCAGAAGACAAUACACCGAUUACAGAAUGGAGCCUCACCUGGUUUCGCUCCAUUGGGUGAAAUUCAGUUAACCAUCAGACACAGUCCCCAAAGAAACAAACUAAUUAUCGUGGUACACGGCUGCAGGAAUCUGAUCUCUUCUACUGAAAGUGGUUCUGAUCCAUAUGUCCGUUUGUAUUUGCUGCCUGAUAAACGACGCUCUGGACGCAGAAAAACAAACACGAUGAAGAAAACGGUGAAUCCGGUCUAUGAUCAAACGGUUGAAUUCAGCGUGUCACUUGUGGAGUUGCACAGAAGAACACUAGAUGUGGCUGUGAAGAAUGGAGGAGGAAUUCUGUCAAAACACAGAGGGCUGCUGGGAAAGGUGUUAGUUGACUUGACCUCUGAGGAUAUAUCAAAGAGCUCAACGCAAUGGUAUGAGCUUUCAGUGGACGGGCUGAGGCGACAAUCCCCUUAAUCACAGGAACCAACUUCUUUCUGCCUACACAUACUGUAUUAAAAAACUACAAAUCCCUACGCAAGACUCCAAACCUCAGCCAUAUUUAAGCCAUGUGUUUUAGCCGUGGGCAAAAUUGGUACAUGUUGGAUCUUCAGAUUUGAUCACUUUUAAUAGAUUUACAGUGUGAAAGAAGAAAAAACGCUAUUGAUGUUAUGUGCACUGACUUAGCCAGAGUGAAUGAGAGAGUGAGAGUGUUUAGAGAUUUUUAAAGUUAAAAAGGGAUACGGUUCAGCCACAUCUGUUGGAUUGAUUAGUUGUUUACGCAUUAAGACUUCUAAACCAAGAGUGGCAAACUGUAACAACAUCCGCCAUUUACACGUUAAUGGUGCAGAGAUUAUAUAAUAUAUAUAAUUAACCUCAGACUGUAAAUAUAUACAAAUAAAUCUUAAAAAGGAAUUCUAGUAUUUGGAAAAUAUUAACCCUAAGAGUUCUUGUUAAACAAGCACUGAACUCUUUGAAAGUGUUAUAUUAUCAUCUCUGUUAAUGCCUACAGAUGCUCCUUUUAGGAGACAAAUUUACCAAAGAAGUACUCUGCUCGCUCAUUAUAAAGAGUGUGUGAUUAAACCAAAUAUGCACCUAAAUGUUUUACACCCAAGUGUUCAUAUAUAUAUAUAUAUAUAUAUACACACAUACGUGUUAUGUGUUUUCUGGUGUGGUUCAGCAUCCACCACCACAGCACUGGCUGUCAGUGCUUAAACAUGCAUGGGCAGCUACAGUGUCACAUGACCCUGGAUAUCUAAUGCUGCCAUAUAUCUCUGUAUCUUGUUUGGCCUUUCUGUAGCACUCGGUCACAUAUUCACUCCUUCAAAAACACCUGGUCACCUCUCACCCACUGCAUCCCAGCUGUGCUUCCUCAGUCAUCUGCAUCUCAGAGUUAUAGAAAAUGUCUCGUGUGUUGUCUGAUAUUAAGUGAAGGCUGUGGUUUCGUCUGCUGCAGUGUCACUGAGCUGAGCUUAUGAUAUGCAGAUGGUCAAACCUCAAAACUGUUUUGAUUUUAUUCCUGUCAGCAAGAAUCUGUUUUUAUUGUAUAAAUUAUUGUGAAUAUUAUGACAGAUUUUAUGCUUAUUAUUAUGAUUAAUACUUAUCACAAAAAGCAAACGUAUGCAGUCAGAGUAACUCUCUGUGCUGAGCUUGCCUUAUAGAUGUAUAUAUAUAUUUCCUGAGCCUUAUGACCAACAAUAUACUUACCUUAGAGGAUAUUUGGCAUCAGAUACAGGAUCGUAAAGUCUCUGUAUUUGAUGAUGUCCACUGUAUUCUUUUCAAUAAACAAUUUAUUCUAUACCAUUAAUAGUUGAAUGGAGGGAAGGAAUAAU
Sinocyclocheilus rhinocerous is the source of this 4249-nucleotide messenger RNA. RefSeq names its product extended synaptotagmin-2-A-like. Gene Ontology annotation, cellular component: endoplasmic reticulum membrane. The record is from RefSeq and is a predicted model, not a curated record. Gene Ontology annotation, molecular function: phosphatidylinositol binding; calcium ion binding; phosphatidylcholine binding. NCBI's taxonomy places the organism in Eukaryota, Metazoa, Chordata, Actinopteri, Cypriniformes, Cyprinidae. The coding region runs from base 177 to 2894 and encodes 905 amino acids. Gene Ontology annotation, biological process: lipid transport. The transcript is spliced from 24 exons.